Messenger RNA from Ziziphus jujuba (common jujube), 2967 nucleotides. RefSeq names its product PHD finger protein At1g33420. The record is from RefSeq and is a predicted model, not a curated record. Lineage: Eukaryota; Viridiplantae; Streptophyta; Magnoliopsida; Rosales; Rhamnaceae. The transcript is spliced from 5 exons. The coding region runs from base 549 to 2672 and encodes 707 amino acids.
AAUGUAAUUUGAUCCGACUUCUUUGCUAGUAUUUCUUGUAGAGAAAGAUAGAGGGUAACAAGGUAAUUUGAACCACCAACCUCCUUUGCCAAUAUGCUUAACGAUUAAGAUAUAGAUUUGCAUAAACUGAUCUAUUCUCGCUUUCGCUCCACUUGUAGCCCACACACACAACACGCACAGCGAACAACAAACCCCAAAAAUAUACAUCUUUCUAGCGAAUUCCCAGAAAAGAAAAAAAGCUAAUUUAUUAUUAUUUUUAAAAAAAUUAUUCGCACAAAAAAUAAAUAAAUACGAAUUAAAAGAUGAAUUCAAUGGCGACGAAAUCAGAGACUAUCAGCACCAAAACUGGAAAACCCUAAAAAGACCCCUCCGAACGAAGCCACCUCUAUUUCCCACCCUUUUCGUCGUGUUCUUCUUCUCCUUUCCUUGUAUACCAUCAAUCCAAAACCAACUUUUACCCUCAGAUCUCUUACUCUUAGCCGAUCUAGAAGCUUCCUGGUUUCCACAGAGACGAGAUCGGAGAUCCGAUCCGACCACGCGCCGCCGUCAUGGUCGUCAACAUGCGCCCUCUCAAGCGGAUGAAGAGGCCGGACGACGCCGCCGAUGAUCUCUACGACUUCCUCACGUUCCCCUCGCCGGUAUUGGAGUCCGAUGGCGGCCCGUUCAGGAGCAAUGUGCGGGCCUUCCUCUCGGAGCACGCGAUCCCGCCUCCGCCGUCGUCGCUCUUCCCACAUAUUCUGACGUGGCAGAUCCUGUUCAGGAUCGGCGACGCGGCGGCUGAUGGCGACGUCUCGCGGCCGACGAUCUACCUCGACAUCGUCGAGGAGGACGUCGCCAGAUCUAGAUCUGUGUAUUGCGAUCAGUGCCGAGUUGUUGGAUGGAGUGGUCAUCCAGUGUGCUCUAAACGUUAUCAUUUUAUUAUCAAGGCCGAUGGUAAUUCCAUUGGUGGUUAUCACAAGCCUUGUAUCUGCUGUGGAGAUGUCCUGCAUUUGUCAGAAUCCAAGUGCAAGUCGUGUAACCUUGCUACAAGUACAGAUGAUGUGGAAGAUUGGGUUUAUAACCAGCUAGAAAAUACAACCCAUCUUCUGCAUGGUGUCGUCCAUUCAAAUGGUUAUGGACACCUUCUGAGGAUUAAUGGCAGGGAAGGAGGCUCAAGGGUUCUUUCCGGAUGUCAUAUCAUGGACUUUUGGGACAGGCUUUGUAAAGUUCUUGGAGUCAGGAAAGUUAGUGUGAUGGAUGUAUCGAAGAAGUAUGGGCUGGAGUACCGGUUAAUUCAUUCCAUAACCACUGGACAUCCCUGGUAUGGUAACUGGGGUUAUGAAUUUGGUGCUGGUAGCUUUGCUCUCACUUUUGAUUCCUAUAAAACAGCUGUUGAGACCCUCUCCAGCCUACCCUUGUCAAUUUUCCUCAAUCAAGGGUGGAAACCUAAUUCUCGUCUGCAUGACACUAUCUCAUAUUACCAGUCCUUAUCAAAACAUGAGCUUGUAAAUAUUAAAGAUCUCUUCUGUUUUUUGUUGAGUUUAUUACGUGAUAUAUACAAAUCUUCUUUGAGAGUUGAUACUGCCUGCAAGAAACGGUAUGCUUGUACCUCUAGGAUCUUGUGUCCAUGGAGUAAGCAUGACGUUGAACGAACCGAAGAAGCCAUGAUUAGAGUACUACGUGCAGUUUUCGGGGCCAAUUGGGUAAGUUUGCGUUCCCUGAGGGGUGCUGUCUGCAAGGUGGCCCCCCAAGAGGUCCUUGAUUACUGCCUUAAGGAACUUGGGGGAAAAAUCGUUUCUGAUGGGAUGGUUGUUAAUGCCAGAUGCAAUCCUGAUACUGGAGCGUUCGAGUAUCGACUAGAGCAUGCAAGUUUUUCCUCAAAAGAAGUCAUUGCUAGUACUGAAUCUUCCAUUCCUAAGAGCCCAUCUGAGGAAAAGCUCCUGCAGGAUCUAGGGUACUUGUAUGAGUCUAUGCUGCACCCUCAAACUAUGAGUAGCCAUAUACCUCUUACAACAAGGGUUCGUGCAGUCAGUUCUGCUGAAAAGCUCCUUGAUUGCAAGCAGUUUGUGAAAAACUACAAGCUUGAAAAGGUACUGACGAUUAACAAGCCAUCUACCAUAUGCCUUUCAUGUGAUGUGGAACUGAUGGAUGAAUCUGAGGAUUGUGUGGCAAACCCACCUCCAGAAUUCAUCGUGCUGCCACAAAAUGCUACUGUAUUGGACCUUAAGAAUGAAACAUCAAAAGCAUUCCAAGAUGUAUAUUUGAUGUUUGAAAGAUUUCAAGCUGAAGAGCUAGUUGGCUAUGGCACUGUCGAUGAAUCGAUUCAGGCUCGGAACUUGUUAGGGUCAACAAAGUCUGUUCGAGUAAGAGGGAGAUGCCAUGCUAAAAAUAGUCUGAUUAGGUUCAGCAUGGAGAGAGGAGUUGAGAGAUGGACAGUGGAAUGCAGAUGUGGGGCAAAGGAUGAUGAUGGAGAGAGAAUGUUGGCCUGUGAUGUUUGUAAUGUGUGGCAGCACACCAGAUGCUCUGGGAUUCAUGAUUCUGAGUCUGUCCCUGCGAGAUUUGUUUGCAACAGAUGCAGGAGCUCUCUUCUUGCGAAAACUGGUGCACCCUGCAAAGAAAAGGUAGGGACUAAUGGUUGUAGUAGUAGCAGCUGCUUUGCCAGGAGUUUGACAACACCUGAUGAUGCUGAUUGAGAUGAGAUUUCGAUGUUGCUAGGGGUUUUUGAGUUUUGGCAGGAGAGUUGCCUUGGGCCUGAAAGUGAGUGUAUAUAAGAAUCAGGCUUGAAGAAUUGCAUGCAUGCACAGGCAGUUGUACUUUCCUUUUUUCGUUUCCCAAAAAAGAAAAAGAAAAUCCUACCUCUUUUUUGUAGGUGUGUAUAUAUGUUUUUAUGUAAUGGCUGAACUCUUUUCAUCUGAAAAUAACAAGAAAAAAAGGAAGAAAACUAACACGGAAAACCAUGAAAAAUGAAUGAAUGUUAAUUAUUUGCUA